This is a messenger RNA of Cokeromyces recurvatus, 1059 nucleotides long. Its product is annotated as heme peroxidase. Gene Ontology annotation, biological process: hydrogen peroxide catabolic process; cellular response to oxidative stress; response to reactive oxygen species. Gene Ontology annotation, molecular function: heme binding; peroxidase activity. The record is from RefSeq and is a predicted model, not a curated record. Bases 1 to 1059 code for a protein of 352 amino acids. NCBI's taxonomy places the organism in Eukaryota, Fungi, Mucoromycota, Mucoromycetes, Mucorales, Mucoraceae. The transcript is spliced from 6 exons.
AUGGGUGUCAGUAAUCGUAUUAGGAAUAAUGCUCGAGCAUCUAUUUUAAAAUGUAGUCGUUAUUAUACUUCUGAAGGGGCUACUCCUAAAAAAAAAGGCUUUAAUAAGUUUGUUGCUUUAACUUUGUUAGCUGUUGGUGGUGCUGCUGGCUAUCAUUAUAAUAUAAACCAGUCCUUCAAAUCAACAUAUGAUGCUUCGAAUGUUAUUGCUAACAAAGAAAAGAAAGAAACUGAUUAUCAAAAGAUUUAUAAUGAAAUUGCAGAAAUGCUUGAUGAAGAUUCAGACUAUGAUGAUGGAUCCUAUGGACCUGUUCUACUUCGUCUUGCAUGGCAUGCGUCUGGUACCUAUGAUAAAGAAACCAAGACAGGAGGCAGUAAUGGCGCUACUAUGAGAUUUGAACCUGAAUCUAUACAUGCUGCUAAUAAUGGUUUAGUAAUUGCUCGUGAGUUAUUAGAGAAGAUUCAUAAAAAAAAUCCUGAAAUCAGUUAUGGUGAUCUUUGGACCUUAGCUGGUGUUUGUGCUGUUCAAGAAUUGGGAGGUCCUACUAUUCCUUGGAGACCUGGCCGUGAAGACGCUUUAACUACCGAAAGUUGCACUCCUGAUGGUCGUUUGCCUGAUGCUACCAAAAAAGAAGAUCAUAUCCGUGAUAUUUUUUAUAGAAUGGGAUUUAAUGAUCAAGAGAUUGUUGCUUUAGUGGGUGCACAUGCCUUGGGACGUUGUCAUCCUGAACGCAGUGGAUUUAAUGGACCUUGGCAAGAAGCACCUACAGUAUUUUCUAAUGAAUACUUUAAGGCUAUUUCUACUCGUACAUGGAUUAAGAAAGAAUUGCCUGAUGGUGGUUGGCAAUGGGUUGACAAGAACAAUACAGAUGUUAUGAUGCUGCCUGCUGAAUUAGCCAUGUAUAAUGAUAAGGAAUUCAAAAAAUACUUUGAUCUAUAUGCUAAAGAUCAAGAAAAGUUCUAUGAAGACUUUGUAUCAGCUUUUACCAAAUUGAUUGAAUUGGGUGUACCCUUUAAAGGCGAUGUAAAAGUAUACAAAUUUAAACGUGUAAAUGAGUAA